UAAGACUCUCUCUCUGAGCUUCUCCCCCGUCAGAAGCGCUGCGCCACCGGGAACCAUGGCGCAUGUUUUUACGCACAAAGCUCCAUCCAACAACUCUCCCGUGAUCACAUAUUUGUAAUCCAUGUCUGAUUUUGGAGAUUCAGCGAGUUCUGUAAUGAGUUUUCUCUUUCUUUUAUCCGUGGAAAUGCUCCGUCCAGAUCCUUAAAGUGUGGUUAAUAUGAACUUAUUGCCAAGUGGAAUAUGUUUUUAUUUAUCUGUAGCAAUCGGCUGGCUGACGGCCGAGGUCGAUGCGUCCUGGUGGUACAUGGGCACCCUGGGGUCUCAGGUGAUGUGCGACAACAUCCCCGGCCUGGUGAACCGGCAGAGGCAGCUGUGCCGGCAGAACCCCCGCGUGAUGCAGGCCAUCGGGGCCGGCAUGAAGGACUGGAUCUCUGAGUGCCAGCACCAGUUCAGAAACCACCGCUGGAACUGCACCGCCACGGCCAGGGAGCAGCUGUUCGGACGCCUGCUGCUGAGGAGUAGUCGAGAGGUGGCCUUCAUGUACGCCAUCUCCUCAGCCGGGGUGGUCUACACGCUGGCUCGGGCCUGCUCUCAGGGGGACCUGGACUCCUGCUCCUGCGACCCCACCAAGACGGGCUCGUCCCGGGACUCCCGAGGGUCCUUCGACUGGGGGGGGUGCAGCGACCACGUGGAGCACGCCGUGCGCUUCAGCCAGGGCUUCGUGGACGCCAAGGAGAGGAAGCAGAGGGACGGGCGGGCGCUGAUGAACCUGCACAACAACCGGGCCGGCAGGAAGGCGGUGCGGCGCUUCAUGUCUCUGGAGUGUAAAUGUCACGGGGUCAGCGGCUCCUGCAGCGUUCGGACCUGCUGGCUGGCGAUGGCCGACUUCAGGCUGACCGGAGAUCACCUGAAGAAGAGGUACAGAGGCGCCGUGCAGGUGAACGUCAACCAGGACGGCACCGGCUUCACACACACACACACACACUUCAAGAGGCCCAGCAAGAACGACCUGGUGUACUUCGAGGACUCGCCGGACUACUGCGUACGAGACCACGAGUCAGGCUGGAUGGGUACGGGGGGGCGUCAGUGUAACCGGACGUCCCGUGGAGCAGACGGCUGCGAGGUGCUGUGCUGCGGCCGCGGAUACGACACGUCGAGGGUCAGCCGCACCACGCAGUGCGAGUGCAAGUUCCACUGGUGCUGCGACGUCAUCUGUAGAGACUGUGAAGAGACCAUCGACCUGAACACCUGCAAGGGACACACGUGACCCGCUGAACUCUCAUUGGUCCAGAGGAAACACCUGCAAGGGACACACGUGACCCGCUGAACUCUCAUUGGUCCAGAGGAAACACCUGCAAGGGACACACGUGACCCGCUGAACUCUCAUUGGUCCAGAGGAAACACCUGCAAGGGACACACGUGACCCGCUGAACUCUCAUUGGUCCAGAGGAAACACCUGCAAGGGACACACAUUUGACCUGCUGAACUCUGAUUGGUCCAGAGAGGAAAAUACCUGCAAGGAACACAUUUGACCCGCUGAACUCUGAUUGGUCCAGAGGAAACACCUGCAAGGGACCAGGAAACACUCUUUAAUCCAUAAGAAACACACCAAACUGAUCCAGAGGGAACACUGUGGAAAAACACUGAUCCUGUCCAAGGGUGCAGGAGAGAGAGAGACACACACACACCCUUGUAGACACAUAUGUAACUCCA
Gymnodraco acuticeps is the source of this 1713-nucleotide messenger RNA. It is a transcript of the gene wnt2, whose product is annotated as wingless-type MMTV integration site family member 2. The record is from RefSeq and is a predicted model, not a curated record. NCBI's taxonomy places the organism in Eukaryota, Metazoa, Chordata, Actinopteri, Perciformes, Bathydraconidae. Gene Ontology annotation, cellular component: extracellular region. The transcript has 5 exons. Gene Ontology annotation, biological process: multicellular organism development; canonical Wnt signaling pathway; cell fate commitment. Gene Ontology annotation, molecular function: frizzled binding; cytokine activity. Bases 218 to 1267 code for a protein of 349 amino acids.